AGCCCUAAAAGUGAAAAUUACAUUUGCUUCGAGAAAUGCACAAAAACUCACGCGGCACACUCCUUCCCCACUCUUUUUCUCCCCGAUUAUAUUAACACACCGAAAUAGAGUUUAAUUUCGAUUCCAAAAUUGAACUUUCUUUUACAAAUUCCAAGCUCCCAAUUAGGGUUCUUCAUUUCUCAAAGGUUUAACGGGGUUAAUUUUUAAGAUACUUUGUGGUGGACAAAAAGUUGAUAGAAAGCUAUGUUACUAAACCUAAGCAUUAUCUAAUAAGAAUGCCGGGCAUUCCUUUAGUGGCUCGUGAAACCUCCUCUUAUUUUAGAAGCACAGAUCAGAUGUGCCGAGAAGAUUCCCGCCUGCAUUUAUCUGCAGAAGAGGAAAUUGCUGCUGAAGAGAGUUUAUCUAUUUAUUGCAAGCCUGUAGAACUCUAUAACAUUCUUCAAAGACGUGCUGUAAGAAAUCCUUCGUUUCUUCAAAGAUGUUUGCGAUACAAAAUUCAGGCAAAACACAAAAUGAGAAUACAAAUGUCAGUGUCCAUAUCAAGGAUUGUGAAUGAGGGUGUACUGACUCAAAGUCUUUUCCCGUUAUACAUCUUGUUGGCUAGAGUAGUUUCUGAUGUUGCGGUUGCAGAGUAUUCUGCAGUUUAUCGUUUUCGUCGGGCAUGUAUCUUGACUAGCUUCGCUGGCAUUGAGGGCAGUAAUCAAGCUCAAGCAAAUUUUGUUCUCCCUGAGAUUAAUAAGUUAGCUAUGGAAGCCAAAUCUGGUUCUCUUGCAAUUUUGCUUGUCAGCUUUGCCAAUGGAGGUUGCUGCCUAUGGGGUAGGAUACCAUUAGAAUCACUAUAUUUGUCAUGGGAAAAAUCCCCAAACUUGAGUUUAGGACAAAGAGCUGAGCUGAUAUUUCCUGUUGACAUGCAUUCUUGCCUAUUGAAGUUGACUUCUUUGAAUGAGGACAAAUGCAUCUUAAUCCAAAAUUCCAGCAAUUCUUUGUUAAUGAACGAACCACUGCAGCUGCAGAUCAUCAUUUCUGCUGAAGAAGUUGGAGCAAAGGAAAAUUCUCCCUAUAAUUCAUACAUAUGCAGUGGCGUUUCUUCUUCAUCAUCACUGUCUCAUAUUAUUCGGUUGAGAGCAGGAAAUGUCAUCUUUAACUAUAGAUAUUACAACAAUAAGUUACAGAGAACUGAAGUAACUGAAGAUUUCUCUUGUCCUUUCUGCUUGGUAAAGUGUGCAAGCUUUAAGGGUCUGAGGCAUCACUUGCCAGCAUCCCAUGAUCUCUUCAAUUUUGAGUUUUGGGUAACUGAAGAGUAUCAAGCUGUUAAUGUUUCUGUCAAAACUGAUAACUGGAGAUCUGAGAUUGUUGCAGAUGGUGUCGAUCCUAAACAGCAGACUUUUUUCUUUUGCUCAAAGCAACUGAGGCGUAGACGACCAAAGAACCUAGAUCAAAAUGCAAGGCGUCUGCGCCCUGUUUUCAUGGAGUCAAAGUUGCCAGCAGGAGGUUGUGAGCUUCUUGACAAGGCUCAUGGUGGAACCAUUUUACAAAAUGCUACAAUUGGUGCUUUGGAGUAUGCACAACAUGUUCCAUCCAGUUUCAAUGUUCCAGCAGUUUCAGGUGCUGCUGGACAAUUUUAUUCUGAUUCUGAACGUGUUCAAUCAGUGUCUGGAAACAAUCUUGCGCCCCCUGCCUUGUUGCAAUUUGCAAAGACAAGAAAAAUAUCGAUGGAACGUUCUGAUCCAAGGAACCGUACUCUGCUUCAGAAGCGACAGUUUUUUCACUCGCAUAGAGCACAGCCAAUGGCAAUGGAUCAAGUAGUGUCUGACAGAGACAGUGAGGAUGAAGUUGAUGAUGAUGUUGCAGAUUUUGAAGAUCGAAGGAUGCUUGAUGAUUUUGUAGAUGUAACCAAAGAUGAGAAGCAAAUAAUGCAUUUGUGGAACUCGUUUGUGAGGAAGCAAAGGGUGUUGGCAGAUGGUCAUAUUCCAUGGGCAUGUGAAGCGUUUUCAAAUUUACAUGGGCGCAACCUUGUCAAAGCUCCAGCACUCAUCUGGUGUUGGAGACUAUUCAUGAUCAAGUUGUGGAAUCACGGCAUCCUCGAUGCACGAACAAUGAAUAAUUGUAAUAUUAUUCUGGAACAAUACGAAAAGCAGGAUUUGCAUCCUAUAAAAGGCUAAAAAAUAUGGUAAGUUUUGCUUCCUAUUUUUUUUGGUGAAAAGACGGGCAGCUGGUAAACAACCAUGACCCAGAAGUGCUGUUCAACAGUCACUUCCAGUCUCACCACCAAUUUGCACAAGGGUCAGUGACCCUCCCUAAGCUCUUACUUCCCACGAAACCCUACUGUUGUGUAGCUUUACUAUCGACUGGUAUAAUUCAUACAUUUUAUUUGUAUUUUUAACUCUUUACAGAAAUCAUUUUUUCUCCCACCUCCGUGUUUGCUUUUGCUUAGAUUUAAGAAUCCGUAUUUUAAAUUUUUUUAAAAGAAGAUUAAUGGUUUAAAGUCAAUGGUCAUAAUGUUUAAAUAAAACAAAUAGAAUAUGUUAAAUGUAAGCCUGGAAAUUUAAAAAAAAAAAAAAGAAAACAAUCAUGAUGGUGAACACCCUCCUUUUCAGUCUGGGACGUAUAGAAGGCUUGAUUAUUUAAUAGGGCGAGCCCUAUUCCUAAAGUUGGCUAAAUACGAUAAACUGAUGCUUUCAACAAAGUUCAAUGCUUAUCCAAUCUAUUUUUCUUUUCCUUUCUUUUGGUUGGUGACACAUUACAAAGCAGCAGUAAUACGAGUAUAGGUUACUGAUUAGCAUGCAUUGAUACCUACCCUGAACCUGUGUUUGCCUGUGAUUUAUGUUGCUUGUUGCUGCAAGUUUUGCACAGUGUUCCACAGUCGUGGUUUUAGUAUGUGGCGUCCCUUGAGUCCAGGGGUCAGAUAUUUUAAUCUGCAGACAUCAUUAUACAGCUGUUGGGCCCUCCACUGUACCUUGAACUUUUCAUAGUUAAGCAUUCUAAGAAUAAUUUGCUAAGCUUGAUGUGGGGAGGGUUUGUCUACUUCAUGCUUUUGAUGCUGCAGGCCACUCCAGCUUUUAAUAAUAAUUAAAUUAUUUGUCCUAGACAAAUGGCCCUGUGGUCAUGUUAUUUUUCCAUUUAUCAUGUAAUGCCGAUGAGAGUAUAUCUACCUUUUAUUGGGUUAUGAAUUUCUCUAUUGUAGAUGAAGAUAUGUCAUGUAGAAGUCGUAUACUCAAUGUAUCAGCUUUUGGCUCUUUAAUUAUUUGAAUUCGAGUUUUUAAUACAUCAAA
Gossypium arboreum is the source of this 3272-nucleotide messenger RNA. Its product is annotated as polycomb group protein EMBRYONIC FLOWER 2-like. The transcript is spliced from 21 exons. Gene Ontology annotation, molecular function: chromatin DNA binding. Bases 276 to 2162 code for a protein of 628 amino acids. Lineage: Eukaryota; Viridiplantae; Streptophyta; Magnoliopsida; Malvales; Malvaceae. The record is from RefSeq and is a predicted model, not a curated record. Gene Ontology annotation, cellular component: nucleus.